Molecule: messenger RNA, 2169 nt
Organism: Adineta steineri
Lineage: Eukaryota; Metazoa; Rotifera; Eurotatoria; Adinetida; Adinetidae
Source: the annotation of a GenBank genome assembly
AUGGGCUUGGAACCUUCAAAACCGAGCGUAAAAUCGUCUCAUGGAACAACAGCGUCUUAUACUCGCCAACCACGAUACCAUAUGAUACAAAACUACCUUCUUCUAUGGACAGAUAUGAGCAUCGACCAUACAAAUGAAGAUUAUGAAAAUGCAUUAAAACAAAUACGAACUAUUACUCGUGAUGUCAAUGUCUUUACGCAACGCGAUGCAUGCAUCGACUAUCUUACAGAUCUUGGAGAAGACAUCAAGUCUUUUCUCGUUGUCAAGGAUACUAUGUUUCAACAAAUAAUGCCCCUCAUCAAUGAUAUUCCUCAGCUGAAUGGUGUUUAUAUUUUCGAUGGUAUUGAAACCUUACAUGAAGAAUGGACAACAAAAUGGCAAAAAAUCAAGACCGUUCAAACCAAUAUUGAUGACUUAUGCCACGAAUUAAAAAUCGGUAUCAAUCAGUUUAAUCAUGAUUCGAUUACCAUGAGUUUUCUCACGCUAAGUGAAAUGGCUUCAACUGAUAAUUUAAAUCAAUUGGAGCCAAAUUUUAUGUAUACACAGGUAUUCAAGGAAAUUCUUCUUGAUAUGCAACAUGGUAAACAAGCCAUCAAACAGUUUAUUGCUUAUUGUAAAAAUAAUAACAGCCUAUCAUCAAUUAAUAUUAACCAUUUUGAGCAAGUAUACCAUGCUCAAUCAGCUGUUUGGUGGUAUACUUUCCCAUCCAAUAUCUAUCAUAUGCUCAAUUAUAGUCUUAGAACAUUGGAUGCUGAUGCAAUUAUUACUAUGGGUUUUUUAAUGUGUCAUCUGCAUCAACAAAUUCAACAGUUAUACGAACAGCAACUCAGCACCUAUGGUAAAGAAACAUUUAUAGUUUAUCGAGGUCAAGGUCUUAUGAAAUCAGACUUUGAAAAACUUCAGAAAGCAAAAGGUGGACUUAUCUCAUUUAACAGUUUCUUAUCGACUAGUACAAAUAAAGAAGUGUCUGUCAGUUUUGCUCGAUUUGCUUCAGCAGAACCGAAUACGGUGGGGAUUCUCUUUAUGAUGUCUAUUGAUCCCAAUGUUAAAUCAGUACCAUUUGCCUCCAUCAAAGAGGUGAGUUAUUUUAAGGAAGAAGACGAAAUUCUCUUCUCCAUGCAUACUGUCUUUCGAAUGGGUGCAAUUAAAAAAAUAGACAAUAAUAAUCAACUUUAUCAAGUUGAAUUACAACUAACAUCGAAUGAUGAUCAACAACUACGACUAAUUACUGAUCGGAUACGAGAAAAAACUGUUGGUAAUACUGGAUGGCAGAGAUUGGGUAGCUUAUUGCUACAAAUCGGUCAAUUUAAUAAAGCUGAAGAACUUUAUAAUAUAUUACUCGAACAGACAUCGGAUGAAGGUGGAAAGCAGUAUUAUUAUAAUCAGUUGGGAUCUGUCAAAUGUGGCCAGGGUGAUUAUGAAAAGGCUAUAUCGUAUUACGAAAAAGGACUUGAAAUUAAACAAAAACUUCUUCGUUCGAAACAUCCUUCAUUGGCUAAUUCGUACAACAACAUCGGUCAUGUGUAUUACAAGAUGACAAAGUACUGGAAAGCACUGUCAUUUUUCGAAAAAGCACUUGAAAAUCUACAAGAAACUUUGCCUUCAAAUCAUCUUUUAUGGACUACUUCAUACAGCUACAUCGGUAGUGUGUAUAUCCAGAUGGGAAAGUACUCAGAAGCACUUUCGUUUUUCGAAAAAGCACUUGAAAUUAAACAAAAAGCUCUUCCUUCAAAUCAUCCUGAUUUCGCGCAGUCAUACAACAACAUCGGUUUGGCGUAUGACGGUAUGGGAGAGUUCUCGAAAACAUUUUCAUUUUACGAAAAAGCACUUGAAAUUAAACAAAAAACUCUUCCUUCAAAUCAUCCUGAUUUAGCUAUUUCAUACAAAAACAUCGGUAAUGUCUAUGACAAGAUGAGCGAGUACUCAAAAGCACUUUCAUUCUACGAGAAAGUACUUGAAAUUCAACAAAAAACUCUUCCUUCAAAUCAUCUUGAUUUCGCGCAGUCAUACAACAACAUCGGUUGGGAUUAUAGAUUUAUGGAAGACUACUCGAAAGCACUCUCAUAUUAUGAACGUGCUCUGAAUAUAUACCAACAUACAUUACCUGAAACUGAUAUCAAAAUUAAACUUGUGAAGACCUAUAUUGAAGCAGUAAAAAAGAAAUUAUAA